Messenger RNA from Parastagonospora nodorum SN15, 1329 nucleotides. RefSeq lists its product as hypothetical. NCBI's taxonomy places the organism in Eukaryota, Fungi, Ascomycota, Dothideomycetes, Pleosporales, Phaeosphaeriaceae. Gene Ontology annotation, molecular function: protein binding. The coding region runs from base 1 to 1329 and encodes 442 amino acids. The transcript has 3 exons. The record is from RefSeq and is a predicted model, not a curated record.
AUGUCUAACUCGCAGUGGAAGCUCUACACUUCCGUCUUUCGAUGUCCCGUGUUGACGUCGGAUGCGCAAGCUGGAUCGUCAUGGAUAGGAUUUUAUAAGAGUGUCGGUGACGCACGCAAGAUGGGUUUGAAGGGUUUUGUUCUAUUCGUCAUGCGUUUCAAUCCGGCUGCGUUGAGCAUCGCCCUGCUGGCGACUGUGAGUGCUCACGAUGCGCAUGAAGCUCUACUUGAGCGUGACCUAGCACCACCUGUUGCUGUCAACGAUGGGAGCUAUACCAACUGUGCAAGUGCAGCAUGGCCGCCGUCGAACGUUGGUGUCGAACUUGUACCACAAGCGCCAACUGGAGAGGUCACAGCCAUGCUGGACGAAAUCAGCCCAGCGAACAUUGAGGCCAUCAUCACCAAGUUGGUCUCAUUUGGUACACGACACACCUUGGCCACCUUCAACAGCAGCACAAGAGGCAUUCAUGCUGCUCGCGACUGGAUUGCAUCAGAGAUGAAGCCCAAGUCCACCAUCAUCCUCGCCGCCGUAGCCGGCGAAGAACAAGGCCUCUACGGCGCUGGCUACCUCGCCGGUACCCUCAAGAACUCCAGCACCAACGUCGAAGGUAUGCUCAACUGCGACAUCGUUGGCUCCUCGACUGGCGACCGUGGCCAAAAAGACCCCUUCACCAUCCGCGCCUUCGCCCAAGGUCCCCCGCCCUCCGAAUCCGCCGCAAAAGCCGCCCAGCGUCUGCAAAUUGGCGGCGAGAACGACAGCCCCGCGCGAGAACUCGCUCGGUUUUCUGCCGAGGUGGCGGGGAAUAACGCCACUGGCAUGAACGUUGCGAUUAUAUACCGUCUUGAUAGGUUCCUGCGUGGUGGAGACCAUACGCCGUUUUUGCAGAAUGGGUUUCCGGCAAUUAGGUAUACGGAGCCGAAUGAGAACUUUGCGCAUCAACAUCAGGAUCUGAGGACGGAGAACGGGACGGUUUAUGGCGACCUUAUUGAUUUCGUGGACUUUGAUUACACAGCAAGAGUGGGCAAGGUUAACAUGGCGACAAUUUGGGCUUUGUCUGAGUCUCCGGGAAUGCCGCGGAACGUCACUGUCGACACGACGGUUCUUGACAAUGACACGAGGUUGAAGUGGAUUGUUUCGAACCACACGAAUGUUGCUGGGUAUGAGGUUGUUUGGCGACCAGUUGCGAACAGUUUGUGGACGCAUCAGGUUGAUGUUGGCAAGGUUGGUAGUGUGACACUGCCGCUGAGUAAGGAUAAUGUUAUCUUUGGUGUGCGUGCAGUGGGGACAAAUGGAUAUAAAAGCCCGGCCGUGUAUCCGUUUCCUGGUUGA